Messenger RNA from Alligator sinensis (Chinese alligator), 3513 nucleotides. It is a transcript of the gene MSS51, whose product is annotated as MSS51 mitochondrial translational activator. Bases 1101 to 2450 code for a protein of 449 amino acids. Lineage: Eukaryota; Metazoa; Chordata; Crocodylia; Alligatoridae. The record is from RefSeq and is a predicted model, not a curated record. The transcript has 7 exons.
AUUGAGGUGGUCGGUAGGUGAGCGACAGAUAGGAGGGAAGGGGGAAUGAAAGUGGCUGUAGUCAAAGCAUGAGAGACAUGAGGGUGGAGGGAAGGGAAUGAGAAUAGCUGGUAAAAAGUGGAGGAUUUACCUGGGGAUCGUUGUAUUUGAUCUGCAGGACAUGGGAUAUAGCUGUAAGAAACUAGAUUCUUCACCAAGCUCAGUUGCAUAACAUCCAGGGAGAAUUAUCAAAAGGAGGGGGAAUCCUUAGCUGUGAAUACCUUCCUUGUACAGAGGCAAGAAUUGGUGCAGGUGAUAUUUUUUAUUGAGCCAACUGUGGUUGUCACAGUACUAUUCCUUAGGUCUCUGGGAGAGAAAGUCAUAGCAGAGCUAAUAGCGAAUGCAGCAGUAAUUUUAUUAGUGUCAUAUUGCAGUGGAGAGAGCAGUAACAAAUUAUCAGAUGCACUCGACUCGCAAGCCACAGAUUCCCUGCAGGAUGAAGCGCUACAUGGUACGUGAGGAAUGGGGCAUCAGAAUGAGGGUGAACUGGAUGUUGCACAGUAUCCUAGGCUAUGGGAAAGGCAUGGGAUAGGGUAGAUAUUUUCUCUUCUCUUCCACAGGGGUGAGCAGGGUCAUACACACAGUCCUCCAGCACAGUGAAUGGGUGGAGUGGGGUGGGUGAUACUCACCAGCCCAGCACAGGGGUAGAUUGGGGGAUAAACAGUGUGGUCAGCUCAAGGGUAGUGGACUGCACUGCCUCUUCAGGCAGGGGGCAAGUGUGACAUGGGUUUCUGAAGUUCCUUUAGGGAAGACCUGAUAAGAGUUUUUACACGUGUUCCUCCUGGGAGCCAAGCCCUGAGGUCUCAGUCACUCUACCCACUAGAAGCCAUUCUUUUUGGAAAGGGUCUGGGCAGGCAGGAUAUUCUUAGACUGAAAGGUUCUUCUUAGCAUUUCAGCAGAUUGAAGCAGAAAAGACUCCAGGAGACAGCAGGCUGCUGCAGCCCAGAGACAAGCCCCAAGCAAGGGAAGGAGUCACUGAGUGGGAGAAAAAAAAGAAAAAGAAGAGGGAAAGGAGGACAGAAAGCACCUGGAAGGUUGGCUCAACUCCAGCACUAGCAGAGAUGGCUCACAGGAACAAGGACACUCCAUCCAAGUUCAGAUGCUCCAAGAAGAAGCCUGCUGAGGAGCCUGUGGUUACAGGCCCCAACAUGGACUCUCUGGGCUUCCAGGCUAUGGACAGCAACAUUCCCGGUCUGUCACAGGUCAUCCUGAGAAAGCUUAACAUGAAAAGCUAUGACGAAUACAAGUCAGCCAUGGACGGGAAGAAAGGGAGCGCAGAUUUUGGGAUCCGAACAUAUUUUGACAUGUUUAAAAAAAUGGAGGACACCUUCAAAUUCUGUGUGGAGUGCAAGAAACUCCCUGAUGCUCUUCCUGACUCCAAAAACCUCCGUCGAUGCAAGAGGUGCCAAAAUGUGUACUACUGCAGCCCUGAGUGCCAGCGGGCCAACUGGCCUGUGCACAAAAAGUUCUGCAAAAAGCUCAAGUUGGUAGCCCUUGACCGGCUGGUGGAGUGGCUCAUCUUCACAGGUGAUAUUCCUUUCCCCAUGGAGACCUGGACUAAGCGCAUCCAGGAAGUAAAAGGCUGGGAAGACUGGUUUGCCAUGCAGGAGCACCUGGAUGAAAAGCUGGGUGCUAUACUAACCGGGCGUUACAUGACCAUCCUCUGGGCCAAUGCUGGGAAGCCAAAGCCAGAGGAGGGAGAGUUGCUGGAGUCCAUCAAGCGGCUGACCUCAGAUUUCCAGUCCCGGCCAAUCACCAUCGGCUUGGGGCUCCAUGCUUUCAGUAUUGACCCCUACGCCAAGCCCAUCACUGUGCACGUGGCUGGGGCUUCCCACAUCGAGACCCUCAACACCCGGGUGAUAGAUUAUGAUGAGCUGACACGGAUAUUUCCUGGGCACCAGGGCAUCGAGGUGGUAAUGGUUGGAGUGGAUGUAGUUGAUGGAUCCAUCAUGAGACCUCCACUGACAGCCUUUGGACCCAGGGGUAGAGUUUACCUCAGCAGCUAUAAAGGCCUCUAUCAUGACUUUUGGGAAUCCCAAGUAGAAACUCAGCAGGCUGCACGCCCGGACCUUGUGGUGGGCUUUCAUCCAGGGUUCCAUGCCUGCCAGGACCUGAUGGAAGGCUGGCUCCCCACCCUGCUGCUGCUGCGGGACUACAAGAUCCCCACCCUCUUCACCAUGUACAAUGAGCAAGAACUGAAGUCCUCCCUGAAGAUCCUGAUGGAGCUGGAGACCAACAUCACAGGCUGUGGAGCCAACCCCUUUGCCUCCCUCAAACCCGAGCAGGUCUAUUCCAGCCCCAACAAGCCGCCUGUCUACUGCAGCUCCCACUACAUCAUGUUCCAUGGGCUGUCCAGUCCCCCGUAUGAGCCUAUCAGGGAGCUGGAAGAGGAAGAGGACAAAGGGGAAUAGAGAAGAAAUGCUCACACCUGCUUGGUAUCAAGCAAACCAGGCACUUCACUGCCCCUAGACAGACCCUGCUAUGCCACCUCCAACCCCUGCCUCCAUUCCUCUGGCUUGGCUGCAUUCAGGGCCAGUGCUCCCCUCUCAGCUUGGGCAGCAACCCCAACAGGUAGCAGCUCUUCAUGGGGUCCAGGGAGGGGAACCUGGCUGCGCUGGCUGCUUUUAUAGCUGCCUCCUUCAGCAAUACAGAGGUCUCUGAGGGACACUGGAGAGAGCAAGCUCUCUUGGCUACGCCUCAGAGCUGACCUCCACCCCAAACCAGCACAAUGAACAAUGGGAGAGAGAGAAACCAAGCACUUGCCUGAGCAGGGCUGCAAGCAUUUAGCAAGCACCGCAGAGUCUGUUGCAGUACCUGUGCUGGCUCAGCCCACUCUCACCUUGGGGUGGGGGCUGCCCAUUACCAGUGCAGUGCUGUCACAGCCAUUUGCAGCAUAUGUGGUAGCAGAGACGUGAGAAGCGGUGUUCACAGAAAAGGCCCUGCCUGCUACUGCUCACUUACCACAGCUCAGCAACAUACUUGUCAAGGGCACUUCCCAUCGGUGACCUGUCUGCUGGGAGUUGAAGUGUGGAGAGCAGCCCUCCUGUUCUUUCCUACAGGCUCUCGCUUAACUACCUUUGCUAAAAGCCUAAACACUGUCCCCUCUGACUGAAUGGGAGGGGGCAGCAGUUUUCCUGUAUUCCUGUUUUUUGGGACAAAAACAUAGCCAUAGCUAUAAGCUCUCCAGCGCUUGCCCUAUGUAGCUCAGAGCUAGCUAAGUGAGGUGGAAACAUUUGUCCCAGCUCACCUGGGGUUAUGAGGAGGGUUUUCCAUUCAGCAGACCUCUGCAACCAGGCUCUCACCCCCAGUAGCUAGAGACAGGACAUCUGUUCCAGACCUAGUGCCUCUAGGUCUGCGGUUCCCAAACUCUGACAGAUUGUGCACCACCAAUUUAAAUGAUACAACCUUAAGUACCACCAGCAAUUUUUCAAUUCAACCUUAAGUACCACCAGCAAAUUUUUGUCAUAUAAAGUA